GCAGCCAUUUUGUCUGUUCGGGUAACCGUCUCCCUUCACGGUGUCGAACUCCAGUUCCACCCUGGAAAACAAACCGGAUUCUCGCUUUUGCCUCUCUUUUUAUUUCUAUAUAUCAUUCGAGUGGGAGUAAAAAAUAUUGCUUAAAUAAGGAGCAUUGGAAGAGGGCGUCCUCUCGUGAACAAGGGCGCACGUUAGCCAUAAAAACACGGGACUGUGAGAUGUCGAAUGAGGAGAGCUACCUAGCCAUCAUACGCUAUCUGACAGACGAACAUGAGCCCUACGCUCCGGGGACUCCCGGCAACACCAAGAGGAAAAUACGGAAAGCGGCGAUAUGUUACGUGGUGCGGGAAGGGACAUUGUUUUAUCAGCGGCGGCUAAAGGGCCAGGAUAACUUCGCCGAGCUGGAGGUGGUGCUGCAGGAUGAGCGCAGGAAGGAACUCAUCAACCAGGCGCAUAUCGGUGAGGGAGGAGAGCAUCUGAACCAGACUCUCACGUGGGAGGUGAUCUCGAAUAAAUAUUGGUGGAGAGGUGUUAUGAAGAAUGUGAAGGACGUUGUUAGGGAGUGUGCGCAUUGUCAAAGCAGACGUGCAGUAGAAGAUGGUCAAGGGCCGCGACGCCGAGCACCCGCACGCUUGACUGAUGACACUGAUGAAGACCAGGAAGAGGAAGGAGCGGAUGGACUUUCUUAUCCCGCCGGACCAACAAAUGCAGGCGCAAUAGCGAAACACGAGCUGGUUUUUGUGGACAGUAAAGGUGAAGUGAAUCAGUUGCUGUCAGAUCACGGCCAGACAUUGCUGAACAAACUGAAUCAGCAGCGGAUCAACAACCAAUUCUGCGACAUCACCCUACUGAUCGAAGGUGAAGAGUACCGGGCUCACAAGGCUGUCCUUGCAGCAUGCAGUGAGUACUUCAAGGAGCUGUUUUUUGAGAAGGGAGCCACCACGACGCAUGAAGCUGUGAUUGAACUGUCAGGUUUCACCAAGGCCACCUUCCUCCCCCUGCUGGAUUUUGCAUACACCUCACUCCUGUCAUUUAAUUUUUGUAUUAUGGCAGACAUAGCCAACUUGGCUCGGCACCUGCUGAUGACGGAGGUACUGCAGAUUUGCGAGUCUGUCCACAAGCAGGUGGAGGAGCAAAAACUGACAGUGUAUCAGCAAGGAGAUGUCCACACAAUGUUGACCUGUGAUCCUGGUAGUCAGGAGGCUUCGGUGGAUGAGUCUGGUAUCUACACAGUGACCAUAAAUGGUGACUGCAGGGCACUAGUCUCUCACACUGGUGCACCUGGUCAGCAGAUGGCUGUCGUCACACAAACAGCAGAUAGUGAUGUCGCAGAGGUAGGCGUAGAUGGACAGGGCCAGACUGUGACUCUGAUCGCUCAGGGUGCACUGAAUGAGCCAGAGGGCAGCGUCACUGUAAUAUCUCAUUGUACAGAAGACAUUGCGGCUGAGACGAUGACAGUGGUGACCCACAGUGGACAAGCAGGAGCCAGUGAGUCGCUGGCUGUUGUCUCUGCCUGCCUGGCAAUGGAUGAGCCUCAGGUGGCUGAAACAUUAUUGGUUAAUGCGGACACCGAUAAAGUUAAUGCCACACAAGUUGUGGGAGUGGCAGAGCUGCAGGUGGAUAAAAUGCAGCCUCAGAAUACCUCAGCAGAAGAGGCUCCUGAACCCCCUCCAGUUAUUGCACCUCGUAAACGAGGGCGCCCUGCAAAGGUAAAGAAGGUGGUGGAUGAGGUUCCACCAGUAAAAGAUGAGGAAUCGAUUGUGGAUGAGAGCCAGGAAGACGAUCAGAUGACACCCGACGAUCCAAAGAAGAGGCGGUUACGGCAGCGCUCGAUGGCAGAGGGGGGGUACGCUCGUCUUCAUAUGGGUGUGGAGGAAGAAGAGGAAGACAAGACAGCUCCAUCUCCAACAAGUGUAGUUGCACCAAAGGUUUCCCCGUGGCCCAAGAGGAGAGGAAGACCACCAAAACAACCAGUCCAGACUCAGGUGGAGGGAGCGUCCCUCUCUGAAAGUGACACCACGGUGGGAUCCAGUUUGCUGGAGGUUGCAGUGGCAUCUGCGCAGCUCGGGACAGAUGAGACGGGUGCAAAUGCAGAACCAACGCCAAUUGAAGGAGAUCAGAUCAAGCCAGCAGAGGGCGCUGUUGAUGGCGAGCACACCUGUUCAGAGUGUGGCAAGUCCUUCCAGAGGCGCUACUCCCUCAUCAUGCACUCCCUGAAGCAUGAGAAGUCCAGAGGCUACAAGUGCAAUUUGUGCAGUAAAGAGUUCCAGUAUGCUGCCUCUCUGCGGGCUCACCUGGCCCGGCACAAGCAGAAGCCCAGCCAGAGGGCUCCUGCCAAGCUUUCAUCAGACCAGAGCGCUGAAGGCCAAAUGUUGGAGGAGAAGACCGUGCCCCUUAACGUAAAGAGAGAAUUUGUCUGCGACAUCUGCGGGAAAAGCCUCCCCAAACUAUACUCUCUGCGCAUCCACAUGCUCAACCACACCGGUGUGCGACCGCACUCCUGCAAGGUCUGCGGCAAGAGCUUCACUCACAAACACAGUCUGAAGAUGCAUCGAGCGCUGCACGAUGUCUCACAGCAGUUCCAGUGUCAGUACUGUCAUAAGAACUUCAUGAGCAGGCGAAGCAUGGAGGAGCACACCAGCCUGCACACAGGAGAGUCCAAGUACCUGUGCAACACCUGUGGAGAGACCUUCUUCCGGGCGUCCACCCUGAGCAAGCACCUGAAGAAGCACAAGCCACGACCAGAGACCCGCCAGUUUGCAUGCAAACACUGUGACAAAAAGUUCUUUGAGGCCAAAGACCUGCAGCAGCACAUGAACAAGCACUUGGGUUUGAAGCCCUUCCAGUGUCAGGAGUGCGGGAAGUGCUACAGCUGGAAGAAGGACUGGUACUCGCACGUCAAGUCUCACAGUGUGGCCGAGCCUUUCAAGUGCAACGUGUGUGGGAAAGAGUUCUUCGAGAAGUCUCUUUACCGCAGGCACGUGAAGAAAGCCACGCACGGGAAGAAGGGCCGGAUCAAGCAGAACCUGGAGCGGAAAUGUGAGCAGUGCGGACGCAAGUUCACUCAGCUGCGUGAAUACAGGCGCCAUGUCAACAACCACCAGGGAGUGAAGCCGUUUGAAUGCCUUACCUGCGGAGUUGCGUGGGCUGACGCCCGCUCUCUGAAGCGCCACGUCCGGACACACACAGGAGAGCGGCCAUACGUGUGUCCCUUGUGCAACGAAGCUCACAUCGACGCACGCACUCUUCGCAAACACAUGUCCAAGUACCAUGAAGCCAGCCUGCCCUGCAAGAUCAUGCUGGAGAAGGACACGUUGCAGUUCCACAACCAGGGCACACAGGUGGAGCAUGCCGUCAGCAUCCUGGCCUCUGACCUGCCCCCUGAGCUGCGGCCCGCCGAGCAGAUCACCACGGAGGAGAUAGAGACGGUGCUGAUCACAGAUGAGACGCUGGAGACAGUUGGGGCCGUGGAGGCGGUGCAGACCGUCAGCGAAGCGCCCGUGUCCACGCUGUCAGAUCAGAGCAUCAUGCAGGUGGUCAACUACGUUCUGGCACAGCAGGCACUGAGCGGAGCUAAACUGGAGGAGGCGCCUGAAGCCAUCCAGACCAUGGAGGUGGAGGUGGCUCAUGUAGCUGAAGUGGAGUAGCAGCGUCAAGUGACUCCUGAACUUUGUACAAAGAUGAUUUUUCUGGGUGUGUAAAUAGUUUCUGUCGUGUAAAUAAGGAACCUGAUAAGGCAGUCAUUUGAAACUCAUGUCAAGUUCUGUCCCUAAUCAUGACAAUUGCCCUCCUUUUGUUGAUGAUAAAA
Messenger RNA from Synchiropus splendidus (mandarinfish), 3808 nucleotides. It is a transcript of the gene zbtb11, whose product is annotated as zinc finger and BTB domain containing 11. The coding region runs from base 219 to 3647 and encodes 1142 amino acids. NCBI's taxonomy places the organism in Eukaryota, Metazoa, Chordata, Actinopteri, Syngnathiformes, Callionymidae. Gene Ontology annotation, cellular component: nucleus. Gene Ontology annotation, biological process: regulation of transcription by RNA polymerase II. The transcript is spliced from 10 exons. The record is from RefSeq and is a predicted model, not a curated record. Gene Ontology annotation, molecular function: protein binding; DNA-binding transcription factor activity, RNA polymerase II-specific; RNA polymerase II cis-regulatory region sequence-specific DNA binding.